Messenger RNA from Callorhinchus milii (elephant shark), 1390 nucleotides. RefSeq names its product tetratricopeptide repeat domain 19 (gene ttc19). Gene Ontology annotation, cellular component: mitochondrial inner membrane. Lineage: Eukaryota; Metazoa; Chordata; Chondrichthyes; Chimaeriformes; Callorhinchidae. The record is from RefSeq and is a predicted model, not a curated record. Gene Ontology annotation, biological process: mitochondrial respiratory chain complex III assembly. Bases 27 to 875 code for a protein of 282 amino acids. The transcript is spliced from 9 exons. Gene Ontology annotation, molecular function: protein binding.
UGUUUGCAGCUGCUGCUAAACUGCAGAUGGAGGAGGAGAAUCCCGAGGACAGGAUUGUGUUUCUUAUUAAAAAAGCCAAGCUCAGUACCAUGAAGGGAGACGUAGCGGAAGCCGACCUCUUCCUACACCAAGCUCUGCACCUCGCACAGGAGGCCCACAACACCCAGGCCAUUAGCUACAUCUACAUCCAGAUGGCAAACCUGUCCUACAUCCGGGGAAACCUGCAGAACGCAGAGAAACUCUUCAAAGCCGCCAUGACAUCACUGGUGGGAUCUGGAGAUGAUAAUGCGCUGGUUGAGAUGUCACUGAAGCUGGCCAGUAUCUACGCCACCCAGAAACAGCACGAGCUGGCUACUCAGGGCUAUAGGUGGUGCAUCGACACUCUGGAGGAGAAGCUACACAAACAGGCAUCAGAGCCACUGCCAGCUGAGGUGGUUGUGGACACACAAUUGCUGUUGGGAUUGUGUCUGGAUUCCUUCGCUCGUUACUUGAUUGACAAACAGCAGCUGAAGUUGGCACAGAGCAUGUAUGAGAGAGCGCUAGCCAUCUCCCAGGCCGUGCAGGGCGAGCGACACCCCCAGACGGUGCUGCUGAUGAAUGACCUGGCUGCUGUGCUGGACAUGACGGGGCAGCAGGAGCUGGCGUUCCAGUGUGUGAGCACCGCCCUGCAACUGGCCAGAGAGACUGAGCACCCACACGAGCACAUCCUACUCAACAACCUGGCCGGCAUCCUGCUGCACAGAGGUGACUACACUGGAGCCAAACGUGUGUACGGGCAGGCGCUGAGACAGGCCGAGGAGAAACAAGACAAGGAGGCCAUUCAGCACAUCCACGAGGGGUUGGCGGAGCUGGGAGCCAGGACACAGAGUGUCUGAUCUGGGAUCUCUCAGCAAUGGGUGUGGGCUUUGUGCUGUGUGUCUUGUCUGUAACUGCACUGAGGUCUUGGUUAAACACAGCCCUUCCCUGCACUGUGUGUGCCUUCCCCCCCCACCCGGCUCCCAGCCUGGCUCAGCCCCCACCUCACUGUGGCUCAGCGCCUCCCUCCACUGUGGCUCACUUCCACCCCUCACUGUGGCUCACUCCCCUCCCCCUCAGCCCCCUCUCCCCUCUCAAUCCACAACUGUUUGUGGGGCACCGCUGUGCGCAUUGGCCGUUGUGCUUCGCUCACAAAAUAUAUAGUCAAUUUACUUUACAUUAUAUCCUGUGAAGCGCUUUGAGACGUCUCGAAGACUGGAUAAGGCGCUGUAUUAAAUGCAGGGAUUAUUAUUAUCUGUGCACAAGCUGUAGAGACACGGUGAUAUAUGAUAUAAUAAUAAUAAUCCUACAGAAACACUGACUUAGCCGCAGCAGCAAUGAUAAACUCUAUAAAAAGCCUAAAUUGUUUAUUUAA